Molecule: messenger RNA, 935 nt
Organism: Cuscuta campestris
Lineage: Eukaryota; Viridiplantae; Streptophyta; Magnoliopsida; Solanales; Convolvulaceae
Source: the annotation of a GenBank genome assembly
GGAUUAGUCGUCAUUUUAUUAUAUAAAUAUAUACACACUCUCAUCGAUCUAUCUUGGUUGAGCAUGCAACACAAUCAAUUUUCUUAUUUCAUCAUAUCAUAAAACCCACUCAUAAUUAGCUUACUCCCUAGUAUUUUAAAAUGGGCUGCAUAACAUCAACCCCGGUGGCGCCGCUUCAACCACCGCCGAGAGCCACAAUGAUGGUGGCCGGCGCGUUCUACUUGCCCAAAGAAAACAAGAAAAAGCCACUCGGAGAGGACGCCCACUUCAUCUGCUCCGAAGGGCACACCAUCGGCGUGGCUGACGGCGUUGGCUCGUGGUCCUCGUUUGGAGUCGACGCCGGAAACUAUUCCCGGAUGCUCAUGUCCAAGGCCGAAGCCUCCGCCCGUUCUCAGGCAGGCGGCGGCGGCGGGGUCAAUCCCAUGAAAGCGUUCAACUACCCGUUCCAACUCGGGAGAUACAAAGAGGCGGACCGGCCCGUUGUGGCGGCCCGGAUCAAAGUGGAUGUUCGGCCGGGUGACGUCAUAGUGAUGGCAACCGACGGGCUGUUCGACAACGUCAAAGACGAUGCGGUGGCGGAGCUGGUCGGCGGCGGUGGAGGUUCCCCGGGAAAAGCGGCGGAACGGUUAGCGAAGGAGGCUCUCAAGAUCGCCAGGAGUAAGGACGUGGAAACGCCGUUUGCGGUGGAGGCUCGGAAAGCGGGGAGGAAAAUCUCCGGCGGGAAGUAUGAUGAUAUCACGGUGAUUGUGGCCUACAUUAAAGCUGCGGCAGAUUAACUUGGAGCUAUCACUCAAAAUUUGGGUACAUAGUUUUAAUUUGACUUCUCCAAAAAUUCUUUUGACUUGUCUAAAAUAAUCCCACUUUUUAACUACUUAGACUUCGUUCUUCUUCGCAAGCUAAAGAUCCGUUACACAUAAUGAAUGUUUUUUUGGACU